Penicillium roqueforti is the source of this 1791-nucleotide messenger RNA. RefSeq names its product putative cell surface protein (gene cspA). The coding region runs from base 1 to 1791 and encodes 596 amino acids. The record is from RefSeq and is a predicted model, not a curated record. Gene Ontology annotation, biological process: positive regulation of fat cell differentiation. Gene Ontology annotation, cellular component: nucleus. NCBI's taxonomy places the organism in Eukaryota, Fungi, Ascomycota, Eurotiomycetes, Eurotiales, Aspergillaceae. The transcript has 2 exons.
AUGAUCAAUUCCGUUGCUCUUCUGGCUCUUGCCAGCCCGGCCUUUGCCGGUAUCAUGCAGGCUCGUGGCGAGGACUUCAUCCGUCCCGCUGCUCAGAGCUCUGCUGCUGUUGCUACCCCUGCCCAGGCUGAGGGCUGGGGCGAGAGCUGGUCCAAGCCGGCCGAGCAGUCUUCGACCUACGAGUCCUGGAGCAAGUCCACUGAGUCGUCUGAGUCGUGGACCAGCCCGUGCACCACCUCGACCAGCCCGGUGCCAGAGCAUAGCACCACCACCCGGGUGCACUCUACCACCACCACCCCGGUGCACAGUCACUCCACCUCUACCCCGGUGCACAGCACCACUACCCCGUGCACCACCUCGACCACCCCAGUGCCUGAGCAUAGCACCACCACCCCGGUGCCUGAGCAUAGCACUACCAUCCCGGUGCACAGCAGCAACAGCACCACCCCGUGCACUACUUCGACCACCCCGGUCCCUGAGUAUAGCACCACCAUCCCGGUGCACAGCAGCAACACCACCACCCCGUGCACUACCUCGACCACCCCGGUGCCCGAGCAUAGUACCACCAUCCCGGUGCAUAACACCACCACCCCGGUGUAUAGCACCACUAUCCCGGUGCACAGCAACACCACUACCCCGUGCACUACCUCGACCACCCCGGUGCCCGAGCAUAGCACCACCAUCCCUGUGCACAACACCACUACCCCGGUGUAUAGCACCACCGUCCCGGUGUACAGCAAUACCACCACCCCGUGCACCACCUCGACCACCCCGGUGCCCGAGCACAGCACCACCACCUGGGCCAACGGAACCACUACUGUGCCCGAGCAGACCACCAAGCCUCACUUCCCUGUGAAGCCUGGCACCACCAAGACCCUCACUUAUGUGACCACCACCUGCCCUACUUCCUCGUCUACCAUCACCUCUGGCUCUAAGACCUGGACUGUGCCCGUCACCGGAACAAGCACCAUCACCAUCACCAAGACCACCGUGUGCACCUUGUGCGAUGAGAAGCCUUUGACCUUCUACAACUCCACUGUGCCUGCCACUGCAGGCCCCACCGCAGGCCCCACCGCUCCCGUUGUGCCGACCACCGUGGUUCCCGUUGUCCCUGGAGAGACUCACCCCGCUGUUCCCGUUGUUCCUGGCGAGACUCAUCCCGCUGUCCCCGGCGAGACCCAGCCCGCAGUCCCUGUUGUCCCUGUUGUCCCUGGCGAGACCCAGCCCGCUACCCCCAUUGUCCCCGUUGUUCCCGGUGAGACUCAGCCCGCUGUCCCCGUUGUCCCCGGUGAGACUCAGCCCGCUGUCCCCGUUGUCCCCGGCGAGACCCAGCCUGCUGUCCCCGUUGUUCCUGGUGAGACUCAGCCCGCUGUCCCCGUUGUCCCUGGCGAGACCCAGCCCGCUGUCCCUGCUGUUCCCGGCGAGACCCAGCCCGCUGUCCCUGCUGUUCCCGGCGAGACCCAGCCCGCUGUCCCCGCUGUUCCUGGCGAGACCCAGCCCGCUGUCCCUGCUGUUCCCGGCGAGACCCAGCCCGCUGUCCCCGCUGUUCCUGGACAGACCCAGCCCGCUGUUCCCGCUGUUCCCGGCGAGACUCAGCCCGCCGUCCCUGCUAAGUCCCAGCCCGCUGCCCAGCCCUCCGGCUCUCCUACUCCCUCCGCCCCGGAGGCGCCCUCUACCCCUGAGCAGCACGGCGCCUCUCCCUCCGCUGGCGAGUUCACCGGUGCUGCCUCCAGCGUCAAGCCCGUUGCUGGCUUCCUUGCUGGUGUUGUUGCCCUCAUGGCUCUCCUGUAA